Messenger RNA from Trichoderma virens Gv29-8, 2679 nucleotides. RefSeq names its product glycoside hydrolase family 36 protein. Lineage: Eukaryota; Fungi; Ascomycota; Sordariomycetes; Hypocreales; Hypocreaceae. The transcript has 5 exons. The record is from RefSeq and is a predicted model, not a curated record. Bases 1 to 2679 code for a protein of 892 amino acids.
AUGGCGCCUGAAACAUAUGACUUUGCAAACGAUUUCAAAACCCUUUAUAUACCUAAGCAAAAACCCGAACCCGCUCCUGUGGCCGAAAAUAUGAAAGCCCUGAUCCAAAGCUACCCUCCAUUGAGCCAGGUAACAUCAGUGGAAAGUUCUGACGGCGUUCCAUUCACCGCUUUGUUAGAGAUACCAAAGUUUCGAGCUGAGGAGAGCUGGGAGCUUUCUCUAUGGCACUCAAUUGACGGCGAGGACUGGACCGAUGGUGAAAUACCUAGGAUAAAGAGCGCUGCGGCACCGCAAGCUCUCCAUGCCGAAUCAGAAGCCGUCUCUAGGAUAUACUUUGCAACAAAGGUAUCUUUUAAGAAAUCUUUGAGAUUUACUAUCAAAUUCCGUCCGAGCGUUGAUGAACCCUGGAGAUGGAUCCGUGAUGAGCAAGGGUUGGAGGAUGGCCACAUUGUGCUACUCCCCGCCCCCUCCGAGUCUGACGAUUUAAUCAACCUCAUUCAUGGACUUAAUCCAGCAUGGAAGGUCACAUCCCGUAUGAGCCAAGCACCAAGAACGCAACUAUGGUCUCUCGAGACUGUAGUGCCUCCUGGAGAGAACGAUUUAUCUUCAUACACUGAUAUUCAGCUUGGAACACCUUGGGGCUCUUUUCUUAGGUGGUUUGCUGUUGUCCGACUCUGGUCUCCUUGGUUAGCACCACGCCAUGGAAAGACACAUUUCUCGCUGGAUAAAGAUGCAAUCCUGUUGGCUUUUCAGAGCCCAGAAGGCAGAAGCAUGGUUCUAUUGGCUGUCUCUGGUAUUAAUGAUUUAGUGCCUGUCUUCCAACACACCUCCAGUGGUGCUGUCUCUGUAAAUGUGCGAAGCGACUCAGUCUCGGAUGAAAAGGUUGUUAUUCUCGUGUCCGAAGGAAAUUAUUUCGAAAGAGCCGUCGCUGCUGUAAUGUACCACGCAAGAACACUUGUUAUGAAAGCACGAAGCACAAAUCAAGCCCUGGAAACCGAAUUAAAGACUCUUUCAGACGCAGUUCGACCAGAGUGGCUUGAGAACUGGUACGAUGGGCUUGGCUUCUGCACAUGGAACGCACUAGGCCAAAGGCUUACUGAGGAAAAGAUUCUUGACACAAUUGACAAGCUUGAAAAGCACAACAUAAAUAUCACUUCUCUGAUAAUAGACGAUAACUGGCAGUCAAUCGACUACCAAGGUCCCAGCCAGUUUCAAUAUGGAUGGGUCGAUUUUGAGGCCGAGCCAAACGGGUUUCCAAACGGCCUAAAGGCAGCCAUUACUAAAAUCCGCCAAAGAAGUCCAAACAUUCAACAUAUUGCGGUUUGGCAUGCGCUUCUGGGAUAUUGGGGAGGUAUCUCGCCCGAUGGCAACCUUGCUAAGAAAUAUAAGACGAUUGAAGUUGUUCGUGAGGAAGCUAAACGGCGCAAUCUACCACUCGGCGGCAAAAUGAUGGUGAUUGCCAAAGACGAUGUUGCUCAAUUCUAUGAAGACUUUUACAAAUUUCUCUCCGAUGCUGGCGUUGAUGGCGUCAAAACAGACGCGCAGUUCAUGGUCGACAUGUGGCUCAGUUCUUCCGUCAGGCGCGAGCUCAUCAACACAUAUCUAGACGUCUGGAACCUCACUUCGCUUCGCUACUUCAGCGUCAAGGCGAUAUCAUGCAUGUCGCAGAUCCCCCAGGCGCUAUUUAAUUCUCAGAUGCUGCCGAAUCGGCCUGCUUUGCUCGUCCGCAAUUCGGAUGACUUCUUCCCCCAAAUUCCCUCGUCGCACCCCUGGCAUGUGUGGACAAAUGCCUACAACAGCAUCUUUAUGGAGUAUCUCAAUGUUCUUCCCGAUUGGGACAUGUUCCAGACAGUGCAUGAUUACUCUGGUUUCCACGCUGCUGCGAGAUGUGUUAGCGGCGGGCCGAUUUAUAUCACUGACGUUCCUGGGGAGCACAAUAUUGACCUGAUAAAGCAAAUGACGGGCGUGACUCCCAAGGGGAAGACUGUCAUCUUCCGGCCAAGCGUCUUAGGAAAGGCCAUCUAUCCGUAUAUUGGCUAUGAUGAUGAUUUGCUCCUCAAAGUGGGCAGCUAUCAUGGAGCAUCCGAGACGGGCACAUCAAUGGUGGCCAUAUUCAACAUCUCAGCACGUCCCCUCACCGAACUCAUACCUCUAUCAUGCUUCCCCGGCACAGUACCAUCUCUGUCCUACGUCGUGCGAGCUCAUGUUACAGGAAAGACGUCGGCGCCGAUGAAGCUUGGAGCCCCAACCUCGCUCAUUACCACAUCUCUAGAAGUGCGAGGGUACGACAUUUUUACAGCGUUCCACGCCGUGCCUCUGACAGGGCAGAAGCAUGGAGACAUGUGGGUGGCCAAUCUUGGGCUGAUUAGCAAGAUGACCGGAUGUGUAGCCAUAGCAGCCAGCAGUGUUGUCAUGAAAGACAACGGAAGAGUAUCGGUUGCUGUCAAGUUGAAAGCUUUGGGAGUCUUCGGUGUUUAUAUCUCAGCACUACCAGAUUUGGCCCUCAAAGAAGACUUCAUAGUUACUCUUCAGGAUCAGGCGGUUCCAGUACAGACCGUGCGUGUCUCGCAAAACGAUGAGCAUGUGCUUGAAGUAGACAUCGAGAAAGCUUGGGCAGAUAUGAAGCUGGAGCCAGGACUACUGGACGAAGUCGAAGUCAAGGUCAGCUUCGCUGGUUAA